Molecule: messenger RNA, 1169 nt
Organism: Myxocyprinus asiaticus (Chinese sucker)
Lineage: Eukaryota; Metazoa; Chordata; Actinopteri; Cypriniformes; Catostomidae
Product: mucin-2-like
Exons: 16
Coding region: 249-1169 (306 amino acids)
Source: RefSeq, a predicted model, not a curated record
UCUUUACAUAAUUUUGACAUGACAUGGUACAAGUCGAAAGAUGUGUGGCGUAGAUGAAAAUGCAACUUCCUGUUAAGAAAGGGCCUUAAUGCAAAGCUGAAGGAGAGAGUGUCUUUGACACUAGAGACUCUGUCUGCAGACCCAAAAAAAGAAGCGUGAGGAGUUUUAGACACAGCUGCAACUAGACCAGUUGAUUAGACGAAUAACAAAACGACAUAUGGUGUCUUAGAAGAGGUGAACUCUUGGAUAUGGCGAUAUUUUUUGGACCAGGGCCCUUGCUUUUGGUCCUAUGCUUUUUUCAAUGUGGAACGAUGGCAGGCAAUCUGACCACCUCCUUGAAUUCUGUCACUCCAACAGUCACGCCUGCAAAUACCACAAGAGCCAUAAGCCCCUCACCUGCACACACUUUUACACAAACCUCAAAAUCAACAGAUAGAACCAAAGGAACAGUAGGCCACACAAACAACUCUCUUGCACGCAUCACAGAACAACAACACAAAAACACAACAUCUACUCAGUUUACAUCUGCAGCAGGUGGAUCGAAAGAUGGCAAUCUGACCACCUCCUUGAAUUCUGUCACUCCAACAGUCACGCCUGCAAAUACCACAAGAGCCAUAAGCCCCUCACCUGCACACACUUUUACACAAACCUCAAAAUCAACAGAUAGAACCAAAGGAACAGUAGGCCACACAAACAACUCUCUUGCACGCAUCACAGAACAACAACACAAAAACACAACAUCUACUCAGUUUACAUCUGCAGCAGGGAAUGGGUCUGAAAAUAUGAACCAGACUGAGAAUAAAACCUCCCCUACACCCCCACUCACCACCUCGCAUCAACACCACGCCAACACCACAGCGGCAGUUCCCUUAGCCACAGGCCUCUCACCCACACGCAGUUUUACACAAACCCUCAAAACUACAGAUCCAGGUGCAAGGAAUGUCACCAACUUACCUACAAGCACCAGUAAACCUCUCACCUCCACUCAAUCCAACUCAACCUCACCUGCACACACCAGCACCAUCAAGCGUCAAACCGAUAUUUCAGCACGCCAAUGUGAAUAUAGGCUUGAGAAAAGUAAUCAUACGGUGAACGUCAGUAUUUUCAAUAGCCAAGCGCAAACUCUCAAGAUAACAGUAACUACUAACCAGAUGUUAGCUUGUCAAUAA